AUGUGGUGCGCGAACAAGGCCGCCGAGAGCGCGUUUGCACGUCUCUGUGCGGACGCCGAAGCAGAAACCACAGCAACUGAUGUCUCAUCGGUUGCUGAAGCGACUCAGCUUAUGUCACCUGGUGAUGUAGGCGCUGGUCAUGAAGACGCUCAUGUCUUCACAGAGUAUGAGCUCGGUGUCUCAUACUCUUCUGAUACGGAAGACGGAUCCGUAUCGACGGCGAUUGAAUCCAAGCCGCCUGCCAAGCGUGGCAUGGAUGAUGCUAUGCGUCUUAGCAUCUUUGGUUCAUCUGAUUCAUCAGAUGAACCAUCGCCGAAGCGAAGGCGCUCGAGUGCUUCUGUCGGCACGUCGCAGGAAGAGCGGGACCGCAAUGUGUUGCGUCUCGCUCCUGAGAAGAAGGCAUGGAUGCCUCCAAAAUCCGUCAUGGAUCACUUGUCGGCGACGACGAGUGAUCGUUAUCGAACACGAUUGUUCGAUUCGUCAAGGAUCCAUCACCUUGACCCCAGCGCGAAAAACUAUCGCGCUGAACAUGAAUUCUUCAUCGAUGCUUUCUUUGAACAUCGAUGA
Messenger RNA from Peronospora matthiolae, 567 nucleotides. The record is from the annotation of a GenBank genome assembly. NCBI's taxonomy places the organism in Eukaryota, Oomycota, Peronosporomycetes, Peronosporales, Peronosporaceae.